AUGCAGGAUGUAUUAGAAUACAGGUGUCUUUGUAGCUUCUCUAAACCAAUAUUAAGUGAAAUUGUGUUCUUCUCUUCCAGGGAUCUUUCAUACAACAGCAUUUCCUCAUUAGAUGAUAACCUUUUCAACAAUUUGACUUCCCUGCAGAAAAUAUAUCUUCAGGGCAAUAAUAUUAGUAUUCUUCUCAAAGAAAUCUUCGCUGGUAGAAGAUAUUUAUCAGUUAUAGAUAUAAGCAACAAUCAGAUAUCUACUUUAGAAGAUGGGAUAUUUGCUGAUUUAUUUAAUUUAAGUGAAAUAAACUUGAGUUUUAAUGACUUUGUUUGUGACUGUAACCUUUCCUGGUUACCUGCCUGGAUAAACAGUGAGGAAGCAAAAGGGGUGAAUGUGGUCGAUAGUGAAUUCAUCAAGUGUGCGAAACCUUCCAAGUUUGAAGACUUGUCGGUGUUCAGUGUUAAUAUUUCAAGGAUUCUCUGUGGAUCUGAAUAUAUGGCGUGUUUAUCUGAUAAGAAAUCCAUAGUAAGCUUAUCAUUACUAACUUUGUGGAAUUCCAGCAGAGAAAACUGCACUGCUCUGUGUUUCGCUGAAGAUGAACUGUACGCUGCCCUAGACAGCGACAAUCAAUGCCUGUGUGGCUCAAGCCUGGAACCUGACUCUAUCGCACUAUGCACACAGGAGAAGACGGGGGGGCAGCUUUCGCCAGCCUGUGGCUGCACUGUAGUGAAAGAAGCAUUCCAAGUUACAAUCGCAAACUUUGCUGAACUGCGCACUUUUAGCCUUUACGAACUGGCACGGCUGACUGUUGUGCCUUUGGUUCAUGUUAGCACUUUCCAGUGGGACUUUGGAGAUCUCUCCCCACUUUUCAACACUACCGACCAUGUGGUCCUCCACAAAUACAGCCUGCCAGGGACGUACCUGGUCAGUGUCACGUUGUUUGUGGGUCACAGGGUGAUCUCACUCCACGUAGAGAUUCAGGUCACCGUUCACCCAGGAAGGAUGGAGCUGACUUGCCCUCCCGUAGUUCAGACUCAGGAAAGCAUUGGCAUUGGGAUCUGCAACUGGGAUAGCCUCAAUGUUACAGCAUUGUGGAGCAUCACUACACCGAAUGGUAACACAACAAGGGAAAUGCCAUCUUGCUCUCUGGGUGGGUAUCUGACCAACAGUCGCUGCUAUAAGCUCGUGAACAAGAGCUCUACAUGGUCCAAAGCCCGGCACUUCUGUCAGUCUCAUACCGGUGGUGACCUGGCAAUUCUAAAGGAUCUAGAGGUUCAAACCUUUCUUCUAAAUGUCACAGAAUGCAGGCGUCCUGUGUGGAUUGGACUCAGCGAUACUGUUAGUGCUGGAACACUACAGUGGGUGGACGGGUCUAUUCUUGAACACUAUCACAACUGGUUGCCCGGGGAACCGAACAUGUUACUGAAUAACACUUGUGUGCUUAUGGGAGUGAACCACGCAGGGCAAUGGAGGGCUGGCUUAUGUAACACCAAGAGACGCUUCAUUUGUGAAUACAGGCCUGGAGAAAAGGUACUAGAUGCUGAUUAUUUUCUUCUGGGACCCCCAGCAUUUAGCACACAUCAACUUGUAAAGAAUCUCACUAUAAACAGAGACAUACCGACACUAGUAGGACAAAUUGAGCUCAUGGUUUUUCCAGGCCUUUGGUUUGGUCAUAAAGGGUUUGUUUCAGCACUUGAAUUUGCCACGCAAAGUCUGAACAGUACAGUCCAGAUAAGAUUUCAGAUCUACCGCCCAAGAUGCGUUGGCACUGACCUACGCCUUGUGACGCCAGGUAAUGAAGAGACCUGCACACCGUUUGCUUUCUGCACAUCACAGGGGAACAGCAAUUUCACCACUGGUUGCCCCAGGGGAACCUUCUGGUGUAAUACAGUCGAGACCUGUCUGCCACUCAGAGAACCCUGCGGUGAUGAGGAUUUGAAUUUGUGCCCAAAUCUAAUCCUGCCCCAGUUCAACAUCAGCCGCCUGAGCUACGAUCGGGUGAAGGAAGUGACUUGUACGGUCCCAGCCGACCGUCCCACUCAUUACGUAGUACUGCUGAGAAAUGAAAGCAUACCAGUGCAGUCCAAUGAUAUUAUCGCCAUUCAACACGAUGGGGAGCCUGGGUCCUUCCUACAGUGUCAGCAGGACCCAUCAUCACCCUGGCAGAAACGUUAUUUCAGUAUCAUCACUCUCAAUGGGACCCGAGAUGUUCUGAGGGACCUCACUGAUGUUAGCUGGUCAGACAGCACCGUGUGCAACCUCAGAGUCUUGUACACCCGCAGGCAAGAAACUAUUGCAAAGAGCCCUUUGAUUCAGAAUGCGCCACACUCUCCAGGCCUUUAUACCUACCAAAGCACAAUGGAAAAUGUUUUUUUUCCAACAAACCUCUCCUCUUGUACUAUUAAAGUCGUGGCUCCAAUUAGGUUCCUCAGAGUAAUUCACCCAAAGGAGCAAAACGGGGUGUAUUUUGUUCCCAGAAAUCAAACUGUCAUUAUUGUUCAAAUCAAUUCAUGGGGCAGGAGUGUGACGUGCUGGGCCGGGAGUAAUCAGACCUUCCCCUGUCAAGCCGCUUGCCCAUUGGAACUCUCUUCUGACACUUACAAAUGUGAAAGGGUUACAAACGACACCUGCUUCUCACGUUUCCCCAUCACUUUCACCAACUGCACACAAAUGACCAUUGUUAUCAGCGCAAAGAACGAGGUCAGUUCAAUCAACAAGACAGUGACUGUGAAAAGCGAGGAGCUCAUCCAAGGCCUCAGGGUAAUGCCUGACCCUAAAUUAAGAGUGUUGUCCAAUACUCUGGUGAGCUAUACUGCAGUGGUGACAGCUGGGACUGACAUUACAUUUAAAUGGAAUAUUGAUGACAACCCAUCCUUCACAAACUAUAAGCAAGUCUUCAAUGUCAUCUACUGCAAUGAAGCCGUUUACAAGCUGUCGCUCACAGCCUCCAAUCACGUAAAUGGGGACGUGGUGACUUAUAACGUUACGGUGUACAAGAGGAACCCAUUGGCUGAUCUGUGUGUUUCUGGUAUUCCUGCCAUUGCGGUACGGGAUUCUCCGUGCACCUUCACGGGCUCUGUGACAGUGGACGCAGCCGUCAACGCCACAUUCAGGUGGAGUUAUGGCGAUGGAAGCCCCGAUAAGAUCUUUGACUUCCGAUCGCCUUAUAACCACAGUGAUAUGGUUCAACUCCUCAGUGAUGAGCAAGUUGUGCUGCAACAGAAUGCCACCCACACGUACCAAAGCCCCGGCGACUACAACCUCACGGUGACAGUGUCGGACAAGUACGAGAACAUCAGUCGGCAUCUGCUGGUCAGGGUGUGUAACCUCCUCACCAAUGUCACCAUUAACAUGGACAGUGACGUCAUUGCCGUUGACCAGCGGGUGCAGUUUGAAGCUGUUCCUUGGCCGGCCACGCAGGGCAUUACUUACACCUGGCACUUCAGCGACAACUUGGCACCGCUGAACGGGACCCAGCAAAGGGUGAACCACACCUUCAGGCAGAGUGGGAAGUAUAAUGUCAGCGUGCGAGCCCACAACGCCAUCAGCAGUGUGGAGGCUGGGCGGCCAGUGGGAGUGCUGGAGCAAGUGGUGCAACUCAGCAUCUUGGCCAGUAGCCCAACAGAGCUGUCCUCCCCCACCAUCGUCACCGCCUCCUCCGAGAGGGGCACCGACAUCUCCUGGACAUUCGACAUGGGGGACGGGACGCCGCUUGUUGAGACCCGACUGGCGAUGGUCAACCACACCUAUGCGGCUGUGGGCAAUUACAUGCUGAGCGUGACGGCCACCAACCCGUUGGGCGCUGUUAGCGCCUCCCACCUGGUCCACGUUUUUGUGCUGCAGGUGUGCAGGAUCGAGCCUUCCGAGUGUGUGCAGGAGCUGGUGGAGGUCAGCUUCCGUGCCUUCACCCCCGGCGAUCCUGCCAAAUUCGUCUUCUCCUGGGAUUUCGGAGAUGGGUCGCCCAACGUGACUGUCCCAGGCGAUCCCACGGCCAAGCACAACUACACCAGGAGCAGCCCGUUCCUGCUCACCCUGUCUGUCUCCAGCAGCGUCAACAAGGUCAACUUCUACUCCAACAUGUGUGUGCAGUCCGCCAUCAGCCUCGUGGUGCUCACGCCCCUCAGCAGGUACGUGAAGUUGGGGGAAGAGAGCGUGUUCAGAGCAGAUGUCUUCCCUGAGAGUCAGCAGUACACGUACGUGUGGGACCUGGAGGGCAUGGAGGCUCAGCAGGCUCACGGGAGGGAGAUGAAUGUCACCUUCAGGACCCCCGGCCUCCACACAGUGAAUGUCACCGUGUUCAACAAUGUCUCGUCUGGCAGGAACACAAGCUCAGUGGAGAUCCAAGCGCCGGUGAGACUGGUCAGGAUCAAGCUGCGAGAGGCGACCUUUGCGACUGAUCUGGUGUUGGGCCGUACGUAUGCGUUCACAGCGCAGAGCGAGGGAGACCGGGCAGAGUACGGCUGGGACUUCGGGGACGGGCGGAGAGAGAGCGGGGUCAACGCCAGCCAUUCCUACUGCGCCCCAGGCCGCUUUGUGGUGGUGCUGACCGUCCGCAACAUGGUAAGCAGCGAGGAGGCCACACUGACCAUCACCGUGAAAACUCCCAUCGCCGGACUGAGAGUGACAGCCAACACCAGCACCACUCCUGUAAACAUGCCAGUGGGCUUCGUGGCAAACCACACGGCAGGAGAUCAUGUGAACUACUUGUGGUCAUUCUGCAACAGCUGCAGCCUGUUGUCGGAGCCAGCCACAGUCUUCUACACCUUCAUAUCCCCCGGGCUGUUUAAUGUCAGCGUCACGGCGAAAAACGGGAUUAGCACAGGGCAGGCCAGCAUCCUGGUUUUUGUGCUCAAAGAAAUCAAAGGCCUCAAGAUGAUCUUGCCUAACCUAGUUGAGGACUGCUGUUUCGCGACUGAGCAGACGCUACAGAUGCAGUUGGUGAUCAGGGAGGGCACCAACGUCUCGUACAAGUGGACGGUGCUGAGCGAGGGUGUCACUGUGUUCCAAUGCAUGGAGAACGACACAAAGGCGUGCUUCAGCGAGCCCGGCACGUACCACAUCGUGCUGCAGGCCAGCAACCUGCUGGGCUCGCUCAGCGUGAACCGCUCCGUCCUGGUGAUGGAGCGGGUGGAUGGCGUGGAACUCAGGGCAGAGCCCGAGCCGGUGGCAGUGGGCACAACCGCCAACAUCAGCGCGUCUCUGCAUGCUGGUACCAACGUGACGUAUGUCUGGUCGUUGGGUGGCAAUUUCACCAUCCCCACCCUGCGUCCGUUUGUCAGGCACCGUUUCCAGAGCCCAGGGCUCAAGCACAUUAACGUCACAGUCACCAACAAGCUGGGAUCCAGCAGCGGGACACUAGCCAUCCGUGUCCAAGAGCCGGUGACUGGUUUGACCAUCAACACGGGAGAUCCAAGCAGCCAGUGCUACGUGGCGACCAACACCACGUUGAUCUUGCGCGGGAGUGUGCACAGUGGCACAAAUAUCUCUUGGAUCUGGAUGCUGUGGAACACGGAGGAGAGGACACAGCAGGAAAUCACCUUGUCCUUCGCUUCAGCUGGUGUGUAUGAAGUGAGCUUAAACGCCUCGAAUGACGUGAGUUGUGACAUGGCCGUGAAGCGCCUCAUUGUCCAAGACACAGUGCGGGGACUACAGCUGGAGGCCUCCAAGUGGACGGUGGCUCCACGCGAGGAGCUGAUUUUUACCGUCAGGUACUCCUCUGGGACAGACCUCAUCCUCUCGCUGAGCUUCGGCAACAGCCUGCCUGUGCUGCUAAACAACACAAGCUACAGCUACAGCUUCAGAGAGCUUGGGCCUCACACUGUCAGGCUGCGGGCAGAAAACAGGGUGAGCAGCAUAGAGACCAGCCUCGUGAUUCAGGUCAUUGAACCCAUCGCGGGUCUAAGGCUACGAGACCAAAAUGUGCAAGCCAUUCCUGCUGGGGUCUUGAGGACCUUUGGAGCUGUGCUUUCCAAAGGCUCUCAGGUCUCGUACACUUGGGAUUUUGAGUUGGGUGGUCUUAACAAGACCCUUCAUGGGCAGAAUGUUUCAUAUACACCAAAGGCACAAGGCCAGUUAAAGGUUUUUCUGAGUGCAUUCAACAACAUAUCCAGGGAAAAUGUUUCGAUAGUGAUUCUGGUGCAGGAAAAGAUUCUAUCCACUCGCCUUACAGUGAUCCCAUUAAUCGCUGUAGUGAAAGAAACCGUCUACCUGAACCUCUCUCGGACUCCAAGCUCUAGCCAAGCCUCCUUUGAAUGGAAGUUUGGAGAUGGCUCCCAAGACGCCUUUACGAAGGAGUCAGUUAAAACCCACUUAUAUUCACGUCCUGGAGAGUACGAGGUUGAAGUUAAUGCAUCCAACUCAGUGAGUUUCUUGAUCGCAAAGGUCAAAGUCAUCGUUGUGCUGUUGAAAUGUGAUCCGCCCAAGAUACACUUGGUCUUGAGUGACACUAUGAAAAGUGCCGAGAGGAACUACUUGGAGGCAGAGAUUGACCUCAAGGGAUGUGCGGAGUAUCAGAUUGAAUACCUAUGGGAUAUCUAUAAGGCUUUGCGCUGUGAAACUUUUCAACAAGUGAACAAAGUUGAACUUGGAAAUGUUGACUUGACAAGGCCACAGCUGCUACUGCCCAGACAAGCUCUGCAGAUUGGCAACUACUGUGUUAAUUUCUCCAUCUCCUUUUCGGGUACCUCGUACUCCAAGAGCACCUUCUCCGUUGUGACCUUAAUCCCGAGUCCACUCGUCCCAAUCAUAGACGGCGGCACGGCUCGGUCAUGGUCCCCAACCCAGGAUCUGAUCCUGGACGGCACCGAGUCUUAUGACCUCGACCAGCCCAUUGAGAGUCAGACACCUCUGAACUACAAUUGGUUUUGCAUAUGUUCUUGGAAGGAGCCGUCUAAAUGUAACAUAUCCGGGAAUGGAGCUGUUUUUUACAUCCCCAGUCACAGACUGGAGGAUACAAAGUACACAUGUCAUCUCACUGUCAGCAAACCCAACCGGGAACCCCAGUCAGUCGAACAAAUUAUCUCCAUGAAAAACGGAACAUCUCCACUCGUGUCACUGGAGUGCAUAUCAUGCAAAGCACAGUCCGUCCAUGGAGUGAGCAGAAGCUCGCACAUUAUUCUAUCUGGAAGCUGUAGCAACUGUCACUGGAGUUCUCAAUACGCGUGGGAAGCAGAAACGUUUAACAAGAUUCCCCUGGUUUUGAACAGUACCACGACAACCACUGGCAGCACUGAAAUGAACUUGGUAGUGCGACACAGAGUUUUACAGGAUGGAGUUGGAUACACAUUUAGUCUGAACGUUAUAGAUCCACUGAUGGAGAAUGUGGGAUUUGCAUCCAUAUAUAUCCCUCCAAUGUAUCCCCCUUCCAGUGGAAACUGCCAGAUUUACCCAACAGAAAACAUCAGUGCUUUGACAACUAGUGUAACUUUCACAUGUACUGGUUGGAAGGACACAAAUGACACUGGAGCUCCCCUGGUAUACAGUUUCAUCCUCACUCGCUGUAAAUCUGGUGGCAAUCAGUGCAAUGAGUUCUACGUCUACAGGGGAAGCCGGUCAGAAUACUCUGCCGUCCUUCCCCCUGGUUUCAGGUCAAACCACUUCAUCGCCUACAUUGCUGUCAUUGUGGAAACCCAGCAAGGGGCUGCUGCUGUGGCCAUUAACAAAUCUGUGGUUAUCAAUAUAACAGAUACUCCAGAAGGAUUUCAGACUCUGACUGACUGGAUGAAGCUGGAGACGGAGACCAAGUUGCAGGACCUCCUGAAGCAGGGAGAUCCCCAGCCCACCAUCGAAUACGCCCUCGCUCUCAUCACAGUGCUCAACGAGCAGUACGAGAGGAUCAGAAAUUCCGAAACAGAAUUGAGAAAACCUGAAACAGAAUGGGGAGACGAUGCUGGCACCAGGAUUGAUAUCCGUAGUAACAUCACCCUGGCCCUGACCUCUUUAAAGGUCACCACUGUCGAUGACACCCAGCAAAUCUCUGCUGCAUUAGCACAGUGCACGGUAAUCAGCAGAGAGUUUAUUUGUCGUGAGUGUCAGAAACAGACCUUGUUUGCUGUAGACAACAUGAUAUCGGUCCUUCAGAAAGAAACUGGACAGGGAAAAAUGACACCAACUUCCAUAGCAGAUAAUAUACUGGUUACUGCAGGAGGUCUCAUCGACAUAACGAACCAGCAAGUUCCGUGUACGACCAACAAGUCCAGUGAUAAUUCCACUUGCAGCCCAGAGCUGAUGGCCACAGAGGCUUAUAAUCUAUCUGUUAAGUUAAUGCAAGUUCUUAUGGACACGCGAGUCCUGAAUGAAGAGCCUCUGAGUGUGCGUGGAAACAAGAUGGUUGCAGAUGGCAAACGCGCAGACCGGUAUAAUCUGCUCUGCUUUGACAAGAAUUCAAGUUGCCAGUUUUCCAUCCCUCACUCCUUCAGCCGCGUGUUUACCAACAUCAGUGACGUGACCCAGGUCCUGUUCCUCGUGGACUCCAACCCCUUUCCAUACGGCUACAUUGAGAACUACACUGUCUCCAGCAAAGUGGCUUCGAUUGAGUUCAGAACGGACAAUGGCACACACAUCCCCAUCGAGAACCUGAACCUCGACAGAGCCGUCACUGUCAAGGUGUCCACUCGAGUCGGAGUGAGAAACACCACCGUUAAUACCACCGUGAUCAACGGAAGGAGUUCAGUCACCGUCAACAUCACCUCUGGGAAUUUGAACAAGGAGGCUGGGCUGCACAUUCAGGUCACAUAUACGCUUUUGAACGAAACACUCAGUUUAAGGGAAGCCAAUUCCUUCAUUCAUGUCCUACUCCACAAUUCAACAAAUCCAAACGAGUCCAACUUCAAAACCAAAAAGCGGAUCGAUUUGGAGUCAGUGAGAGGGUCCGAUCACAAGCUGUACACCUUUUUCCUGUCUCCUGAUGUUGAUGACACGACCAAAGAGUAUUAUUUGAAUAUCACAAACUAUUAUAGCUCCUCGGUGCGAGCUGCUGUUGGGGUCUACACGUCCCUUUGCCAGUACUUCAACACGACCACCAUGAGCUGGCAGACAGAUGGUAUUGUGCCGCUCGAAGAUACCACCCCAGACACUGCUACCUGCCUAACCCAGCACCUGACUGCUUUCGGAGCCAGCCUCUUUGUGCCACCUAAUUCCGUCGUGUUUAUAAAUCCUCCGACAUCCACUGUGGUUAGGAAUUACGUGGUGCUGAUCACGUGCAGUGUCUGCUUUGUCAUCUACGCUGUCUCGGCUUUCAUUGUCCGGAAGCUGGACCAGAUAGACAUUAAAUGGGUCGGAUUCAUCCCAUUCUGUGGGAUAGAUGGAUACUACAAGUACGAGAUUCUAGUGAAGACGGGUUGGGGCAGAGGCUCAGGCACAACAUCGCAUGUGGGGAUCAGCCUGUAUGGAAAAGAGACUAAGAGCGGUCACAGACACCUGGACAACCAGUCCGCAUUCCGCCGCAAUGGCCUGGACGUGUUCCAGAUCGCCACGGGUUACAGUCUGGGCCGAGUCUGGAAGAUCCGUGUCUGGCAUGACAACAGAGGUUUGAGCCCAUCUUGGUACCUGCAGCAUGUGAUAAUCAAAGAUCUCCAGACCAAUGAAAGCUAUUACUUUCUGGUGAACGACUGGCUGUCUGUCGACAAUGACAGAAACAGAGGCUUGGUGGAAAAGGAGGUUCUGAUGGCAACCGAAGCUGAACUGAAGGACUUUGGCCGAAUCUUCAUCGCCGAGAUCCAGCAAGGCCUCUCGGAGAAACACAUUUGGUUGUCGGUCUGGGACCGACACCCUCGUAGCCGCUUCACCAGGGUCCAGAGGGUCACCUGCUGCCUCGUCCUCAUUUACCUCGUCUUCUGCGCUGGUGCCGUAUGGUACGGGAUUAUAAGAGACAUCAACAAUAGCGAUGUUCCAAUUGCAACCCAAGUGCCCCUGAGUGGAGAGAGCAUGGCAGCUGGUGUAGUCUCCAGCGUAAUCGUUUAUCCAGUCUACCUAUUUGUGGUGAUGCUCUAUCGCAUGUCCCGGAGCCAGGCAUCUAUUGAUGAGCCAGUUCACAUGGAAUCACACACGCUGGAGAUUGACGAUUUCAUCGAAUCCUCGACCCCGGGCAGCUCGUUUCUUACUUUUGCGGAAACUGUAGACGAGGAUUACAGAGACAAGCUGAAGUCAGAUAUAUCCUCUGGAGCUACUUUGAAGAGCCUUUCUGGGUGGCAAGCUUAUGACGGUGUCAUGAACUGGCCCGAUCUGCUGAAUGACCGGUCCAUCAUGGGAAGCAGCAUCCCAAAGCUGAAGAGAGGCAGAGCAACCCGGCAUCUAGGGAUCGAGACGCCUCUGUGUUCAGAGGAAGAACCUUCUUCCUUCGGCUUUGAUCCAGUCAAGAACAUUUGCUUCUCUACUUCAGAUGAACAAUUAAUAGAGAGAAUUCUCACCGAUGGGAGCAACGCUGUGUUCGCCUCGCAUACCAUUGGCCAGGCUUCGCUUGUUCCCGAGAGCCAGUUAAUAUCUAAUCUGAAAACUGAAAUUCUUAGUGGGCGCGUCCAGCCCAGGGUGGACGCUGCAGUUUUGCACAAGAUUAGCGACUGCGACCAGGUUGUAAGACCGUCUCGAGAUUCCCCGAAGUCAGCUGUAUCCAGACGAACAGCUUUCAGUGAGCCUCCGAAGAAGUGCCUCUUCCCAUCCUGGUGCAGCUAUACCGCACAUGUCCUAAGUUUCUUCCUUUUUUCCGGAUGUAUCAGUGUGUCAGUGUGGAUUGGCAUUAACUUCACCGCCAGUGUCAGUCUCAUGUGGCUCAUCUCAGGAAUCUUCAGCAUCCUCUGUUCAUUCUUCCUCCUGGAGCCCCUCAAGGUUUUGACUGAAGCACUUUACUUUGCGAUGAUCGCUAAACGGGUCCAUCCAGAUGAAGAUGACAAUUUAGUGGAGAGACCACGAGUGGAACUGAUUGCGGAGAAAAUUGGCAGAGUUCGACCUCCUCAAGGCUACGGACUCCUUCAAGCCAAGGAAGAAGCCAAGAAGGUCCACACCCUUCACAAAAUGCUUAAGAAUUUCAUUAUUUAUAUGCUGUUCUUGUUGGUCGUCCUUUUGAUAAAUUAUGGAGACUCGUUCAAAGACGGGCAGAGUAGACUCCUGCACAGCUCGAUUCGGCAGGGUUUUGCCGGGGUCAGGAAAAGUGUGGAAUUCCAGAGAAUCAAAAGAUCAGGGGAGCUCUGGAAGUGGAUGGCAGAGGUGCUACUUCCUUAUCUCUAUAGCAACAAAACCGGGAGUCUGCUGGGUUGUCCACGGCUACGUCAAGUCCGUUCCAAGGAGGUUAACUGUCUCCACCAGGCCUCUCUGUCUCUCGGCGAAGCAGGCUGCCAGCAAUCCCUCACCAUGGUAGACACCAACAAUUACGAAAUGAGCUGGAAAAGGGCAGUUGUAAACCGGAGUACAAUGUGGCCAUAUUCAGAGCCCGAUCCGGCCGGAGUAUGGUACUGGGGGCAGAUUGCGGUGUACGACAGCGGUGGCUACACACAGAAACUGGCCAGGACCAAAGAAGAGAGCAGCAGCUUUCUCUGGGAUUUGCAGAAAAAUAACUGGCUGGAUGGAAAGACCAGGGCUGUCUUCAUUGAAUUUACUCAGUUUUACCCAAACGUGGAUCUGUACGCUGUUGGGACUCUUCUGAUAGAGUUCCCUGUCUCAGGGGGAGUGUUCACCACUUUUGACGUCAGCCGAUUCCCACUGCUGCAGCUGAGUGCUGGAGCAGAUCUCCUGCUUGUCAUGAUGGUUUUCCUGAUGAUUUUCGUUCUCUAUUUCAUCAUCACCGAAUUUCUCUCGAUGAGCCGCGAAGGAGCGCCUUACCUGAAGCGGUUCUGGAGCUACAUGCAGUGGGCUGUCAUCGUCCUGAGCGCCUGUUGUGUGGCAGUGCACCUGUGGCGGGCGAAGCUUGCUGAUAGGCAGUGGCUGACAUACCGCGCCCACCCAGAUGGCUUCCCCAACUUUUACCAUGUGGCCUCCCUCAGCUACUUGUUCACCAGCCUGGCCGCCCUCCUGCUUUUCCUUCUGACAAUUAAGACUGCUCGUCAAGUCCGCUUCAUCAGACAGUGGUCCAUCUUUGGGAAGACCUUGAACAACUCUGGAAAGGAGCUCCGGGCGAUGGUCGUAACAUUCAUUUUCUUCCUUCUUGCCUAUACACAGCUGGGCUAUUUGUCUUUUUCUGCUGGUCUGGAGAACUUCAAGACAUUUGGAAGCAGCAUGCUGUCGCUGCUUGCCGUGAUUCACAGAGGGGUCAGUCUCAGACAGAGCCUCAUCGAGUGCCCGAGAACCUGCUACAUCUACUACAUCAGCUACAUGGUCAUCGAGAUCUGGGUUGUCCUGCGUCUGUUUGCUGCUGUCCUCAUUCAGAAUUAUAGAAGCUUGCGGUUGGAGAUGCAUAGGCCGGCCUUCGAACCACAAGACUACGAGAUGGUGGAUUUAUUUCUCAGAAGACUGAAAAUAUGGAUUGGUAUGAGCAAAGUGAAAGAAUUCCGUCAUAAAGUGAGAUUUGAAGGAAUGGUUCCCUUACCCUCUCGCUCUUCCAGAGACUCCAAAUCCAGCUGUCUCCAUACUGCCAGCACCGUCUCAGACAUCUCCAUGUCCUCCACCUCCACCAUCUCCAUCCCGGUGGACACCUUCCAUCUGGCCAGGCCAAAUGAAGCAGCGGAGAUAGAAUCAAACAUCCUCCGCCUGGUGCCCAUCUUUGAGAGCCUGCUGGAGCAGUUUGACCGAGUGAACCAGAUUACAGAAGACAUCUAUCAGCUAGAGUGCAAGCUGCAGGACCUCCAGGGUAGGAUACGAAUGAGGAAGAGGGAGAGAAAGACUGAAGAACCAGUCACGGUGUAUUGUCAGAAUCAGCAGCCAUGGGGACACAAGAAGGUUGGGGUGACCAAGAAGCCUGAGAAUGAUAAUAUCGGGCUAUCGUUGCGGACAUUGAGAAGCAUCGCGAAGGUAAAUAACACCAGAGGCACUGAGGAGAGGUGGCCAUUCAACAGCAUCCCAUUAGGCGAGGACGUUGCAGUGAAAACCCAAGGAACGCAGGGCACCAAGGACCCACAAAGACAUGCCAAGGUCCCCGAGAAGCAAGGGCCAAACACCACAAUGCAAGACGGAACACACACAAAUACAGAGUGAGAUGGGUUGGAUGCAAUCAGAUCCAGUCUAAGCUGACACCAGGGUAAUACAGAGCCCCACUUCUGCAACCAAUGAAGCAAGACACAGAAAUUUACUUCAGGGACCACAAACAGAAGGAAAUACAUAGAUGUAGCAUUGUAGAGCAACUUAACUCUGGUGCAGGCGAUCUCAGACAACAAAACACAAUAUUCCACUUCAAAAAUAGAUUCCAAAUGUUUUGGGAUCACGUCCAAAGUAUGAAGAUGUUUGAAAAAAGACAUGAAGCGUAUGGUUUACUUUAUACUGAGCACUUUAUUUCAAGGACCGUUUGGAAGGAAAGAUAAUACAAAUUUGCUUUCUUAGCUAUGUGCUGAAAGGUGCACUUUUUUAAAAAAAAUACUGUUGUUUUAAUUGCUUCAGGUUGAUUAUUGAGAGAGGGAAAAGUCAGAGCACAAAAUUAAUUUACAAGACAGUAUUUUUUUGGUUAAGUUACGCUGCACCUUUAUUUGCAAACAAAUGUAAAGUAACCAUAUUGUUUUAGCUGAUUUAAAUCUGUAAUUUUUUUGUGAUAAAGACAUUGUUCCAGGAUCACGACUAACAGUAUUACAACAUGUCCAGAAAUCAUACACAAGUACUCGUGUUGUAACUAGUCAGAAAGCAUGAUACUGUAAUUGAUAUUCAGUCAUGAGUAGCUCCAUUGGGUAAAGAGAGAACAGAAGUAAAAUGCCAAAGGUCCCUCCAUCUCCAUGAUGGUUUCACGUUGUUAGCACACUUCACUUUGCACUGGUAAUAGACUCUGCCAGGACAGUAAGUCUAACCAACUAACUGAUAAGUGAGUUGAAAUGUGACGUUUCAAAUUAGCAUUCUAAAUCUCUCACUGACAGUUCAGCAAGUUGAUGUUUGCUAUGAAUUUGUUCACUUUCAGGACUUAAUCCCAGACCACAUUUGUAAACAAAUGUAAAAUAACCAUAUUGUUUUAAAUCUGUAAUAUUUUUGUGAUAAAGACAUUGUCCCAGGAUCACGACUAACAGUAUUACAACAUGACCAUAAAAAGCCAGAAAUCAUACACAAGCACUCAUGUUGCUGAAAUAUAGUUUUUGUACAGAGCCAUCACAUCACCAGAUAUCCUUUUUGUAGAUCUCUAGACCAUAUUUAAUGUGCUUUUCCCUUCUCUGCGCAGAUUACUUGGUUAUUCACUUUUACUUUAACCAGUGAGAAUCAGAGCAAACCUCACCAACCCAUUCCCAAAGGAGCACUGGUAAACUUCAGGUCCUGUAGUUAGUUUGCCAAUUUCUGCAGAUGUUUGUGAGGCAAGUGCAGGUGACGUCAUGGGACUGGCUAAGAAACGAAACUGAGACUAAUGAUAUGGUGCAGUCUAUUUUGAACUGUGUGCAAUUGAUCACCUCCCUCUCAGUGCCAGGCACUCAAACAUGUGCAUUAUAUAUAUAUAUAGAGAGAGAGAGAACAUACACAUACAUAUAUAUAAAAGAUAAACUAAAUAUUUUUCACCAACAAAAUAUACAGUCAAUUCACUUGACAGUAUAUUCUGUGAAGCGCUUUGAGACACCUCAAUGACAUGAUAAGGUGCUAUAUCAAAUGCAAGGAUUAUUAUUAUUAUAAAUAUAAUUUUUUUCCAAACGGGUUCCUGAUUAUCUUUGCCACCUGAAGGUGUGAAGAAUCAGUCUAGAAUUGUAAGUUCUUCAAUUAACCAUUAAACAGUAACUCCAAUUGACCAUGAAACUGCGGAAGGGGGAGGUCAUUCUCCAUAUUAACCAUCCUCAAGCAUGCGUUGUCCUCCAUUUUGUCUGAUUUGCUGACAUCUGACCACAUGAGCAUUUAAUGGGAAAGUGGCGAACAACUUCAAUGUAUAAAAACUGGAGUUUCUUUCCUCCCUGUCGACACAUCUCGGAGCCCAUUGUGGCUUUUUAUUGUGAUUUAUCAUCAGUAUCUAUAUUUAGACAAUAGAACAUAAGCAGAUGGCACGAGAGCAGACACUCGAGUGAGAUCAUUCGCUCCACCCUUAGCAGAGAAACAACACAAGCCAAUCCUUACAUCAGUCAACGGAGAGGGAAGGGAUUGUGGCCAGAGGAAUGAGGCUCAGUCAUUAGUAAUUAAACAGAAAGAUGUUCUCUAUAAUUGGAAACGGCUGUGCACUCCAGAGGAUAGCUGGCACCCCACAGGUAAGAAAGGGGAUCACUGAGUGGAGGGAAAGAUUUACAUCUCUACAUUUUGCCAGCUCUCUGUGGCAUCCUUUAACAAGCAUCUAACCUGCAGUAAAAUGACUAAUCAGAGAAACGCCCUCUCAGAUAGAACGUAACUAUCUUUUACAUUCAAUCAAAUGCAAUGAUUAUAUUAUUCGAAAUGUGAUAUAUUAUUCUUAUAUCUAUAAAUAGCAACGCAGAAUUAAAGGCAAUGACGGCAAAGUUUUUUUGACUAUACAAACUUCUUAAAAUCAUUAACUCAUGAUCUAACACUCCCUUUAUUUCUUAGUAACAAAAAAACAUGAAUUCACAUCCACACAGGAGUGGAAACAGGCAAAUCGUAUGGCAGGUGUCUAAUUGAGGGAUUCAGCUGCUAUAAUUUCACCCUCGUGACAAUAUAAACUAACCUGAAACAUGUGUAACUGCCUUGGAUUCAGUUUUUAUUGCUUUCUAGGAGGAAGAAAAAUAAAUGCUGUAUUUAUAAAUA
Callorhinchus milii (elephant shark) is the source of this 15777-nucleotide messenger RNA. It is a transcript of the gene pkd1a, whose product is annotated as polycystic kidney disease 1a. The coding region runs from base 1 to 13110 and encodes 4369 amino acids. The transcript has 46 exons. Gene Ontology annotation, molecular function: protein binding. Gene Ontology annotation, cellular component: membrane. Lineage: Eukaryota; Metazoa; Chordata; Chondrichthyes; Chimaeriformes; Callorhinchidae. Gene Ontology annotation, biological process: kidney development. The record is from RefSeq and is a predicted model, not a curated record.